Molecule: messenger RNA, 387 nt
Organism: Fraxinus pennsylvanica
Lineage: Eukaryota; Viridiplantae; Streptophyta; Magnoliopsida; Lamiales; Oleaceae
Source: the annotation of a GenBank genome assembly
AUGGCAACAGAAUUCACUAUGAAACACCUUAAUGAUCAAACUAGUAUCGAUCAGUUCCAUUCUCGAUUGGUGCACCAUGGCUUGGAGCUUCCGCUGCACUGGACCAUACCACGGGCAGAGGCAAGAUGGUUCAUAAACAUAUACAAGGACAGGCCAGACAUGAAUUCAAUUCUGCACGAGCUUGCUGAAUUGGAUUUCAACAUUGUUCAAGCAAAAUAUCAGCAGGAACUAAAACAUCUCUCCAGGUGGUGGAAGGGAACGUGCCUUGCUGAAAAGUUGUCCUUUGCGAGGGAUAGGCUGGUGGAAUGUUUCUUUUGGACUACUGGGGUGAUAUUUGAACCUCAAUAUGAAUUUUGUCGGAAAAUAUUGACGAAGGGAUGGAUCUAG